GCUGCACGAAGCCUCAAUGGCUGCUGGACAUGCCGUGUUCGUCGGAAGAAAUGCGAUGAGAACCGCCCCGCAUGCACCAGGUGCAUCUCCCUGGACCUGGAGUGUCAUGGAUACGGCCCGAGGCCGUUCUGGAUGGACAAUGGGGCCAUGCAAAACGAACAGGCUUCGAAAUUCCGGCAUAUGGUCAGUCAAGCCCGGUCAAGAAAGAGAAGGCAGAAGUUGCUCCUGUCGACACUCUCGCCGUCUCACAAUCCUGGUAAGGACCCAAAUGAUUGCAUACAGCCUAUCCCGUCGUGCAUGUCGCUCAAGGACGAGUGCCACGAUCUCCCUCGAGACAGCGAUCUAGCUACUUUGAAUUCCCUGGCAUGCAGUGCUCCGUCCCCACUCCAACCUCAAUCCAUCCCCACCACCGCAGGCCUCUCAAUCUUUCUGGAGGAGGACUAUGCCACGUCAUCGCUGUUCUCUAAGAGCAUGGAAUGGGUGCCGAGUUCAUUCUCACCCGCAUCGUCUGUAGAAGGGCUGCUGUUAACCCCGAGCCUGCCUGAGCUGCACGAGCCCGGGAUUGUAUGGGGCAUGGCGUCGGAGGAUUUGGGGCUGACGAGUAAAAGCGCCCUGCCGGACCUGGAUGAUCUGAUGUGGAGCGCAUCUCUGGAUGGUCCCCACUACCAGAAAGAGGCUCCUUGGACUACCGAUUUGAUCAACCGUAAACCAACGUCCGACACGCAUUUGCUAGCGACUGUUGCCACCUGCGGACCAGCCACAUGGUCAACGAGCCCCUCCGACCCAACCAUGGGAGGAAGGACUGAGGAUGAGUUGCUGAUGCACUACCUGGAUCGGGCUUUCUAUGUCCAGUAUCCCUUUUAUCACACCCGGGAUCGACAGAGACGAGGUUGGCUCUUGUCGCUUCUCCGGCGAGUCAAACCCGCGUACUAUGCCAGCCUGGCGCUCAGCGAGCGCGACCUUCUCUCGACCUCGCUCUCCAGAGGUGAACUUCGGAUGCGCUUGACUGAGCUGCGCGCCAAAGAUGGCUAUUACGAUCUAGCCCUCCAAGGAAUGCAGCGCAUCAUAGCCGGGUCAUUUAGUUGGCAUGCGCAGACGCAGCUAGCCAAUAUCUCUACUGCCUGUAUAUAG
Messenger RNA from Aspergillus ibericus CBS 121593, 1131 nucleotides. RefSeq names its product Zn(II)2Cys6 transcription factor domain-containing protein. Gene Ontology annotation, molecular function: zinc ion binding; transcription cis-regulatory region binding; DNA-binding transcription factor activity, RNA polymerase II-specific. Gene Ontology annotation, cellular component: nucleus. The annotation marks the transcript as partial. NCBI's taxonomy places the organism in Eukaryota, Fungi, Ascomycota, Eurotiomycetes, Eurotiales, Aspergillaceae. The record is from RefSeq and is a predicted model, not a curated record. Gene Ontology annotation, biological process: positive regulation of transcription by RNA polymerase II. The transcript has 2 exons.